UGUCGUCGAGAUCUGCUCUAAAGAAAAGCAGCCAAGAAAAACUAUAUAAAAUAGAAUUUCGUCUGCUAACACAAAAAGCAACAUCUAUUUUGGAAAAUGUGCAUAUUAAACGCGACAACGUCUGCUGAACUGAAUAAUAUAUAAUAUAUAUACAUAUAUAUAUAUAUAUAUAUAAAAGUGAGCUCGCUCUCUAUCUGUUCAAACAAAUUCGGGCAUUAAAGUCGAAUAAAGCAAUAAACCUGUGAAUUAUAGUGUUUAAAUCUUAAACAAAAACAAUGUCUUGUUGCGGCCAAAUAACCACCGUGCGCGUGCCCAUCGAACUGAACAAUCAGAGCGAUGUGCUCAAGGGUCCAGAACAAAUACACGUCUCCAAGUUCUACAAGGAGUCCAAGAAUGGCAAAUUUGUAUCCUACAUCACAGAGAAUGUGCGCACGUUGUACCAGACGUUCCGUGAAGGUGCCUACGCCUCCAACAAUGGACCCUGCCUCGGCUGGCGGGAGACCCUCACGUCGCCCUAUCAGUGGAUUAACUAUGAUGAGGCGCUGCUGCGUGCCAAGAACUUUGGCUCCGGGAUGCUGGCAUUGGGCGCACGGCCCAAGCAGCUGAUCGGCAUCUACUCACAGAACCGGCCGGAAUGGAUACUGUACGAGCAGGCAUGCUACUCGUUCUCCCUGGUUGUGGUGCCUCUGUACGAUACACUGGGCCCGGAUGCCUGUGCCUUUAUCAUACGCCAGACGGAAAUGUCCAUUAUUAUUGUCGAGGACGAUGCGAAGGCGUCCAUGCUGCUGGAGAAGGCGCCGCGCAGCCUGAAGAUCAUAGUUUCCAUUAAGCCCAUACGCCAGACGACACUGGAGCGUGCGCGCAGUCGUGGCGUCCAGAUCUUCUCCUUCAUCGAUGUGGAGAAACUCGGCGCCAAGGGCAAUCAUCCAGAGGUGCCGCCCACAUCGGAGGAUCUGUGCACGGUCUGCUAUACCUCGGGCACCACUGGCAAUCCCAAGGGCGUGAUGCUCACACACGGCAACGUGGUGGCCGGCGUCUGUGCGGUGAUCCUGCAAAUGGGUGAUCAUCGCAUCCGGGCCGGAGAUGUGAUGAUUUCCUUUCUACCGCUGGCGCACAUGUUCGAGCGCUGCUGCGAGAAUGGCAUCUACUAUGUGGGCGGCUGUGUCGGAUUCUAUUCCGGCGACAUCAAGGAGCUGACCAACGACCUGAAGAUGCUGAAGCCCACGGUUAUGCCGGCCGUGCCGCGUCUGCUGAAUCGGGUCUACGACAAGAUACAGAACGAUAUAUCCGCCUCAAGUCUGAAGCGCGGCCUCUUCAAUAUGGCACUCAAGGCCAAGGAGAAGGAGAUCGCGCGCGGCGUGCUGCGCCGCAACGGCUGCUGGGACAAGCUGGUCUUUAAGAAGGUGCAUCAGGCCUUCGGCGGCAAUCUGCGUCUGAUGGUGGUCGGCUCUGCGCCGCUGGCCGGCAAUGUGCUGACUUUCAUGCGCUGCGCCCUCGGCUGCCUGGUGCUGGAGGGCUACGGCCAGACGGAGUGCACGGGCGCCAUAACGCUGACCGUGCAGGGCGACCAUGUGCCCAAUCAUGUGGGUCCGCCCGUCUCUUGCAAUGCCGUCAAGCUGGUCGAUGUGCCCGAAAUGGAGUACUUUGCCAAUCAAAACACCGGCGAGGUCUGCGUGCGCGGCUCCAAUGUGUUCCACGGCUACUACAAGGAUGCAGAGAAAACGGCCGAGGCCAUCGAUACCGAGGGCUGGCAUCACACAGGCGACGUCGGCAUGUGGCUGCCCAAUGGAACACUGCGCAUCAUCGAUCGGCGCAAGCACAUCUUCAAGCUCAGCCAGGGCGAGUAUAUUGUGCCCGAGAAAAUUGAGAAUAUCUACACAUUGAGCCAAUAUGUCAACCAAGUCUAUGUCUAUGGCGAAAGCUUAAAGAGCUGCAUUAUCGCUGUUGUUGUACCUGAUGUCGAUGUCCUGAAACAGUGGGCCACGGAAAACAAUGUACGCGGCACAUUAUCCGUCCUGUGCAAUAAUAAGAAUGUGAAGGAACUGAUCAUGAAUGACAUGCUCAACUGGGGCAAGCAAAGUGGACUAAAGUCAUUCGAACAGGUCAAGGAUAUCUACAUGCAUCCCGAUCCGUUUUCAGUGCAAAACGGACUCCUGACGCCCACAUUCAAGGCCAAGCGGCCGCAGCUGAAGAGCUAUUUCAAGCCCCAACUGGAAGAUAUGUAUAAACAUUUGGAUUAAAGCAAUAAACAAAACUAAAGUUAACCAAGUGCAACGAACAAACUAAACAGCAUUCAAAUUAAAUAACAGCAUAACUUUAUGCCUAAACUGAACAGAACAAAGAUUAACAAACAAUACAAUACAAUAUUUUGAAUACCAAACAAUAAGAAAAGAAAAACAAUAACAAUAUUUAUUAUAGUAUUUUAAAACGAACAGCAGUCAAAUUUUUUAAAGUUCCGUCAAUUCUUAGCAUGUAAGCAGCGCAAGAAGAUAUAUAUAUAUAUAUAUCUAUAUGAUGAUACAGAUACUGAUUCUUAACUGACAAACCACUUUUGGCAACAGCAUUUUUCUAUAUAAUUUAAUCAAUGACUAGCAGCUCUUAUCAACAAAACAAAAAUAAUAACAAAGUUAACUAUUUCCUAACCCCUAUGGUUCUUUAUUUAGAAUGAGAAAAUGUUUCAUAUAUUUAGCAAGAAAUGCGUAGUCUGAACGAAAACAUAUACAUAAUUGACAUAUUGAGACAACUUUAAAAAGAAAAAAAAAACCAAAGCUUUAAUUACCUAACACUCGUAUACUACACUCAGCGUUAGUUAAAACAAUGAAAAAGAAAACAUUUUUAAAAAUUAUAUACUAUGCUAAAUUAUAAAAAAAAACAAGGAAACUAAUACGUUAGGUAACUUAACAAACACGCUUUAAGGAAAACUAAAUUAAAAGUGAAUUUCUAACUAAAAACAAAUUCGGAGCAAUUACUGAAAAAAAAAAAUAAGCAGCAUACUAUAUAUAUUUAAAUAAAUACUACUUGGACUGCACUGUCUGCCUUACAAUUGAUAGAAACCCGUAGUCGGACACAAAAUCCAAAAAGUAAAUCUCUAUGAAUAUGCUCUAAACAUAAACCAAACCCUAUGCUAAUAAUAACAUAUUCCUUACAUAGGUAAAAAAGAACUAAAGUACGCGAAUUUAUGCAAUGAAUUCAAGUUAUAAUUUUAAAAUAAA
This is a messenger RNA of Drosophila virilis, 3212 nucleotides long. RefSeq names its product long-chain-fatty-acid--CoA ligase 5. Lineage: Eukaryota; Metazoa; Arthropoda; Insecta; Diptera; Drosophilidae. Gene Ontology annotation, biological process: long-chain fatty acid metabolic process. Gene Ontology annotation, molecular function: long-chain fatty acid-CoA ligase activity. The record is from RefSeq and is a predicted model, not a curated record. Gene Ontology annotation, cellular component: membrane; endoplasmic reticulum.